GUCUUUACUUCUUUCGAAAUUUCGAAUUUCAAAUUCCUCCAACGUUCCUCUCCAUCGCCUUAUCCUCACUCCCUCUGUAUUAAACUCUCAACUGAACACUUCAUCAUCUUCCCCAACGCUCCCCUCUUAUGCAAAUUCAUCCAAAUGCAGCUGACUUUGUCGAACAUCUUCAUACCCCACCUCAGCCCUCCAUUAUCAGGAGCUUCAGCAGCUGCUUGAGUGAGGUUCUCGUGAGAUAUAUAUUCUUGAAAGUGGAGAUUUUUAGGGGGUAAAGAGAUCAUGUCAGCUCAAUUCCGCUCCUCUGUUCAUCGAGGGAAUCACGGGCAAGACGAGUUUGACGGCGGGGUCGAGUUUGCUAACUACACUGUCCAUAUACCGCCCACGCCUGAUCACCAGCCAUUGUAUGACUCCGUUGAGCCCUCGACGGCUGAGAGAGUAGAGGACCUUUACGUGUCCAACUCCCUGUUCACUGGCGGCCAUGGUUUCCCCACGAGGGCCCACUUCAAGGACAAGGUGACCAACUCGGUCUCAAGCCACCCCCAGAUGGCAGGGGCAAAAGGGUCGUCUUGUUCCAUCCUCGGGUGUGACGGGAAGGUCAUGACCGAUGAACGAGGGGCCGAGAUUGUUCCGUGCGAGUGUGACUUCAAGAUUUGCUGGGAGUGCUAUCGGGAGAUUUUGAGAGAUGGGGACGCGAUUUGUCUCGGGUGUAAGGCGCCGUAUAGCGGGCCAGAAGCAACCGAGGAGCCUGACAUAGGCCCCAUAAGGCGGCGGUACUCGUCCACGGGGCUGUCGAAGAAGGAAAGGAGGCUGUCCAUGAUGAGAUCGAGAAUGUCGUUGGAUAGGAAGGGGACAGACGACUUUGAUCACAAGAACUGGCUGUUCGAGACAAAAGGAAGUUACGGGUAUGGAAGCGCUAUGUGGCCCCAAGCUGAUAUGAAUGGCAACUACGACGGAUUCGGGAAUCCUCAGGUCCUUUACGAAAAUCGAUGGAGGCCGAUUACUCGUAAGUUGAACGUUUCCACAACAAUUCUCAGCCCGUACAGGCUCUUAAUCUUUGUUCGAGUGGUUGUUCUCGGACUGCUACUGGCAUGGAGGAUCAGGCAUCCAAACGAAGAGGCAAUGUGGUUGUGGGCGAUGUCGGUAAUUUGCGAGGUUUGGUUUGGGUUCUCGUGGCUAUUAGACCAGCUCCCGAAGCUCUGUCCUAUCAACCGGACCACUGAUCUUGAAAUCUUGAGGAUGAAGUUCGAGACUCCAAGCGGAAAAUCCGAUCUUCCGGGCAUUGAUGUCUUUGUUUCCACUGCAGACCCUGAGAAAGAGCCACCUCUAGUCACUGCAAACACGAUCUUGUCGAUUUUGGCUGCUGAUUAUCCCGUUGAGAAGCUGUCCUGCUAUGUAUCUGAUGAUGGAGGCUCCCUUCUGACCUUUGAAGCAAUGGCUGAAGCUGCUAGUUUUGCGAACUUGUGGGUCCCAUUCUGUCGCAAGCAUGACAUCGAGCCGAGGAAUCCCGAAUCUUACUUCAACCUGAAGAGGGAUCCGUAUAAAGAUAAGGUACGGACUGAUUUUGUUCGAGAUCGCAGGCGGGUCAAGAGGGAGUAUGAUGAGUUCAAGGUUCGAAUCAAUGGCCUUGGUGACUCCAUAAGGCGACGAUCGGACGCAUAUAAUGCAGCAGAGGAGAUCAAGGCUGUUAAGUUGCAGAAGAAGGACGGAACAGAAGGUGGGAUUGACCAGCUGAAGAUCCAGAAAGCUACUUGGAUGGCUGAUGGGACACACUGGCCCGGCACUUGGGCGAGUCCCACGGCCGAACACUCCAGGGGAGAUCAUGCGAGUAUCAUACAGGUGAUGCUGAAACCUCCUAGUGAUGAGCCUCUUCGCAGCAAAGAAGUCGAUCAAUCCUCAAUCGACCUGACGGAAGUAGACAUUCGGCUUCCUAUGCUGGUCUACAUAUCUCGUGAGAAAAGACCGGGCUAUGACCACAAUAAGAAGGCAGGGGCCAUGAAUGCUCUUGUUCGUGCCUCGGCGGUAAUGUCCAACGGGCCUUUCAUCCUCAACCUCGACUGUGACCACUACGUCUACAACUCCCAGGCCUUGAAGGAAGGCAUGUGCUUCAUGAUGGACCGAGGGGGGGACCGGAUCUGCUAUGUCCAGUUCCCACAGAGGUUCGAGGGCAUCGACCCAUCGGACCGCUAUGCCAACCACAACACUGUCUUUUUCGAUGUGAACAUGCGUGCUCUUGAUGGUAUCCAGGGCCCAGUUUAUGUUGGGACCGGGUGCCUCUUCCGUCGAACUGCACUCUACGGGUUUGAUCCUCCUCGGGUCAAGGGAGAGAAAACCGGCUCAGGCUUCUGGAGCCGGUUCUUCUCAAGCAAGACUGCGGGUACUACUACCACGCAGAGAGUUUCUCCCGAUGAAGGAAAUCCAUCCCUCCGCGUCGAAGAUUACGAAGAUGCAGACAACCUUGCCCUUCUUCUUCCUAAGCAGUUUGGUAACUCGACCCUCUUUGUUGAUUCUAUAUGCAUAGCAGAGUUUCAGGGCCGACCAUUGGCGGACCACUCAUCGAUCAAGAACGGGCGGCCCCCGGGGGCCCUCACGAUCCCUCGGCAGCUGCUGGAUGCGUCAACUGUUGCAGAAGCAAUCAGCGUGAUCUCGUGCUGGUAUGAGGACAAGACUGAGUGGGGCUUACGCAUCGGUUGGAUAUACGGGUCCGUGACUGAAGAUGUCGUUACCGGAUAUAGGAUGCAUAACCGGGGAUGGAGAUCAGUGUACUGCGUCACUAAGAGAGACGCAUUCCAUGGAACCGCCCCGAUCAACUUAACAGAUAGACUCCACCAGGUCCUGCGAUGGGCCACCGGGUCCGUCGAGAUAUUCUUCUCGCGCAACAAUGCCUUGCUUGCCGGGCCAAGGAUGAAGUUCCUGCAGAGGAUCGCCUACCUGAACGUCGGGCUAUACCCGUUCACCUCUAUCUUCCUCAUCGUUUACUGCUUCCUUCCCGCAUUGUCCCUCUUCUCGGGACAGUUCAUCGUUCAGUCCUUGAAUGUGACUUUCCUGACAUACCUACUCGCGAUCACCGUAACCCUGUGCAUCCUCGCAAUGCUCGAGAUCAAGUGGUCAGGUAUUGGGCUUGAGGACUGGUGGAGGAACGAGCAGUUCUGGGUGAUCGGUGGAACGAGUGCCCACAUCGCCGCGGUCCUACAAGGCCUAUUGAAGGUGAUUGCAGGGAUUGAGAUAUCCUUCACUCUGACUUCGAAAUCAGCUGGGGACGACAUCGACGACGAGUUCGCCGACCUCUACAUUUUCAAAUGGACGUCCCUCAUGAUACUCCCCAUCACGAUCAUGCUCACCAACCUGAUCGCGGUCGCGGUGGCUCUGUGCCGCACGAUAUACAGCAUCAUACCACAGUGGAGCCGACUUAUUGGGGGUGUGUUUUUCAGCUUCUGGGUCCUCGUACAUCUCUACCCUUUCGCAAAGGGGCUGAUGGGAAAGCGAGGGAGGACGCCCACGAUUGUGUUCGUCUGGUCGGGACUUAUCGCCGUCACGAUCUCUCUCCUCUGGAUCUCGAUCAAGCCCCCCUCGGGCGCGAAUCAGAUCGGAGGAUCCUUCCAGCUGCUGUGAAGUACGUGCUUUUUCCGAUUCCGGGGAAAUCCUCACGCCCCUCCUAUAUAGUAGUCAGGCUAAGUUGGUAGUAUAUUGCUCGUUACGUGACUGUUGUUCCGACAGUUAGUCAAUCUCGGUGCUUGUUGGGUGAAAUUUGGCACUUUUUGUUCUUCUUGACAUCCACAAUGGCCUAGGUGGUGUUAUGUUGUAUCUGCAGUAAAUGUGUUCAAGAUGUUUUCAUGACAUGUUUUCCCGAUCAAUUACGUGAUUAAGCUUAAUGUUGACAUCGGUCUUAGUGGACUGUUCGAUUACGUGA
Punica granatum (pomegranate) is the source of this 3907-nucleotide messenger RNA. The record is from RefSeq and is a predicted model, not a curated record. NCBI's taxonomy places the organism in Eukaryota, Viridiplantae, Streptophyta, Magnoliopsida, Myrtales, Lythraceae.